Molecule: messenger RNA, 1507 nt
Organism: Malania oleifera
Lineage: Eukaryota; Viridiplantae; Streptophyta; Magnoliopsida; Santalales; Ximeniaceae
Product: RING-H2 finger protein ATL7-like
Exons: 3
Coding region: 548-1189 (213 amino acids)
Source: RefSeq, a predicted model, not a curated record
AAAUUUCGUUUUUCUGAUUGUGUUGGACCUUAUGCGAAGAUUUGAGAGGAGGGGGCAAUUUGGUUAGCGUGUGGAAGAGAAGAGGUCUUACUGAUUUCUGAAGGGCAAUGUAGUGCAUUUACAUUUGGAACACACGCACCCCCGCUCGCACUGCAUACCUGUUGACAAUUAUCAUGCCUCUAUUUUUUUGGCAGUUAGAGCCCACUUUUUACCUCCCUCCCUCUCUCUCUCUCUCUCUCUCUCUCUCUGGCCCUGUAGAUUUGUCUUCGACUGAGAAAUGAGAAUUUUUGUUCGGCUUUCCUCAACUGCACCCGACUCUCUGAUCUCAGAUUUUGUCGUCUGGUUCUCGUCUAUUUCCUAUCAUCAAAUCAGUCUCUUCCUUUCAUUUUCUCAUCUGGGUAUUCUCUGCUUCUCAUGAAAUCGCUCUCUGCAUUCAUUUUUUUUUUCCUUUUUUUUCUCAUCUGGGUUUUCUUCAACAAUUGCAUGUGGGAUUGAUUUUGUUUCUCUAAAUUAAUGGGUUGUUAUUUAUGUUAAAAUUCGUAAAGCCAUGUCUGGCAGCCAUUCAGAAGCACCUAGUGGUUGCUCAAAGGCUUCAGCCGAGCUGAAGCUGUACCAGGCUUUCAUCUUCUCUGUGCCAAUUUUCUUCACUUUUGUUCUCCUCUUCUUGUUCUACCUCUUCUAUCUUCGUCGUCGGAGAGUCGACUGGACUUCUUUUCGAAUGCGAGCUUCAUUAACCGACGCCGACGACCCUUCCAGAGCUGAGUUGGGCUUGAAGAAGGAACUCAGGGAGCUGCUGCCCAUCAUUGUGUUCAAGGAGACCUUCUCUAUCAGAGAUUCGCAAUGCUCAAUAUGCCUAGGGGACUACCAAGGGGAGGAUAGGAUUCAACAGAUACCUGCAUGUGGCCAUACAUUUCACAUGGAGUGCAUUGACCAUUGGCUUGCGACCCACACUACCUGCCCUCUCUGCCGCCUCUCCCUCCUUGUGUCUGCUAGAGCUCCAACCGAAACAUCCAAUUCCGAAGUAGAAGCCAAUCAUGGGUCUUCCAAUGUAGAGAAUAUUGGUGAAACAUCCGUCCAAUGCUGGCCCCAGACCAGUGAUGGAGAGACACAUUCUGAUCAACAUUUCUCCGUGCUGAGGAAUGGAGAUGGAAGAAUUGCCCAGAGUGGCUCUGAAGGAGAGGAAAAGUAGCUCCCAUUGUGCUGAGCAAAGCUGAGUCCUCUUCAUUAUCAAAUUUAACGACAAAUAUUUCUACCUGUCUUGCCUGUAUAAUUACUUUGUAUGCUCCUAUGUAUAUACAAGUGAUGACCAAGGGAUUACAUUACUCAGCCUAAUUUUCUUCUUGAAGACAAAGCAAACUGAUUUUUGAUCUGAAGUUACUCUGUAACUGUAACAUUAAUUGUACCAAAGAACAGCUUACCAGAAUGGGUUUCAGAGUGGUCAGCAAGGUCCAACUGAAAAGACAGAAACAGCAAAAAGAAGGUGGUAUACAAAUUAUUAUUUUGGUCC